Durio zibethinus is the source of this 1675-nucleotide messenger RNA. Lineage: Eukaryota; Viridiplantae; Streptophyta; Magnoliopsida; Malvales; Malvaceae. The record is from RefSeq and is a predicted model, not a curated record.
AAGAAAACAAAGCCAAAAAAUCUCCUCAAAUGAACAAAAAUAAUUGAGAAAAAUGACAAAAGGAAUGGCCCUCUAGAAUUUAUUGACUUUAUGAACGUAAAAACCCCACCAUCCAAUGACCCAAACCCCCAUGCCACUCCAUGACCAUGAGCUAUUUCCCCAUUAAAACCAAUUUGUUAAAAGAAAAUGACAAAGGGUCGGUGAAGAUAAUGGCUUGGCACCCACCUUCUCAUAAACAAGCCUCAAUCACUCCCCUGCCUCUUCCUUUGUCUUCCACCCAAUUUUCUUCCCAAAACAACAUGCUUGAUCCUGGCACAAAACUGCCCAAAUCUCAAGUCAGUUUGUCGGACCACAUGGGAAGGAGAUGGAGUAACAGUUAUGAUCAUGCCGUGAGCUAUGAUCCUAGAGAGCAAAAGGCUGCUCAAAAUUAUGCCAAUUAUAGGAGUUGGAACAGCAUGGAAGGGGGGUUUGGAGCUGAAACUUCCAUGAUUGAAGAUGAGUCCGCUGUUUCCACUCCUCCUUUAUGGAGAACUAGUCCUUCUAGGAGUCCUCCGCGUAGACAGAAUAUUAAUUACCGAUGCCUAUCACCAUCUUCAAAAUCUCAAGCUAUAGCUAGAGGCCAAAGGGAGCUUAUGGAAAUGGUUAGUAGAAUGCCUGAGUCUUGUUAUGAACUUACCUUGAAAGAUCUUGUGGAGCAACAGCCUGUGGCUGCCGAACCAAAACAGGAGAGUUUUGCUGAAGGGAGAGGUGUGACCAAUGAAGAUACAUACAAGAAAGAGAAGGGGAAGAAGAUGCAGAACAAUCCGAAACCCCUAGUUAAAAGAAGUGGGAGCAUAAAUAAUGGAGGGUUUCUUCUGAAAAUGGUGUUUCCAAUUUCCUUGGGGUCUAAGAAAAAGAAGAAGAAUGAUUCGAAUACUAAUCAUAAUUGUAAGGUUUCCCCAAAGCCAAUGGUAUCAGAUGCAUCUGGUAAGAGUGUAGACAAAGAGUGGUGGAAGAAGAGAUCUGGGUCGAGUGAGAGUGAGAGUGGUGGAUCAACUAUGAACAGUGGAAGCACCAAAAGCAGCCGCAGUAGCAGCACCAGUAGCAGCAGCAGCUGGAGGAGCAUCAGCAAUAGCAGCCGCCGGCAUGGGGAGAGUGGUUGCUUGGCUUGGCUUUCAUUCUGACUAGGAAAGCCAAAGCAUCGCAGUGAAAGGGCAGCCUUCAGCCUUCUUUGAAAAUGGAGUUCAAUGUGUAAUUAUCUUUCCAAUAAUGUUAAAUGUUUAGGUACAGUGGAUACAGGAGAUUGUCGCAGCGGAGAGAUGCACCCUAAUUAAGUCUGCGUAUAAUAUUCAGAGAUUCUAAUUAAAGAGUGCUGUUUUUUUUUUGUUUUUUUUGGUUUUUGAUUUCGCUUUCCAAUAUUUUCUUGAACUUUUUCCUUGCUCUUAAUAUUUUAUAUAAAUUAUUCUUAUGGGACAUUAUGUUUUCAUGUGUUUGGGAUGAAUCUGGGGUUAGAGAAAUGUUAUGCCGACAAGUACUGCUAUCUUUUCUCCAUUUUUUAUUUUUUUUUGGCUGCGGCAGCUUUCCGAAGUGGCCAAUCUACAAUCUUCCAAAGUUCUACUCUUCUUCAAGUCAAUGGAAUCCUACGGCUUAUACUGUGUUUCUCCAGGUUGAUAUUAAUCCACAAUUUUUUUUGUAU